CUGCUCCGUAAUAGCGAAAGGAAAAAAAACGGCCUACCGCCUCGCAUUCAAUUCCCGCCGAUUGCUAGCAGUUCCACGAACUCCUGCCCCCUGAUCCUCUCAACCCCCAUCCGCCUUUAAGCUUGGCCUAGUCGACUCACUAGACCCGCCGUUGCUGUGGACUUGUCUUUUAGGCGCCUCUGUUCUGCGCGAAACUCCCGACAAGCUGGGCCCCGACUCUUGACCCUACUGCAAAAAAGAAAAUUGUGCUACCGCUCUCUCGACCCGCUGUCACUACGCCCGUCGAGAUAGCUUCGAUCAUCGCCUUCGCACCCUUCAUCCUUCCUAUCAGACACACAUCCGGGCAGAAGACUCUAGAAUGGCUUCAAAGUUCCUACGAGAAUACAAAUUGGUAGUUGUUGGUGGUGGUGGUGUCGGAAAGUCAUGCUUGACUAUUCAAUUGAUUCAGAGUCACUUCGUCGAUGAAUAUGACCCGACAAUCGAAGAUUCGUACCGCAAGCAGUGUGUCAUCGACGAGGAGGUCGCUCUGUUGGAUGUCCUAGAUACGGCCGGACAGGAGGAGUACUCGGCAAUGCGUGAACAAUACAUGCGAACCGGUGAAGGGUUUCUCCUCGUUUACUCCAUAACGUCACGCCAGUCCUUCGAAGAAAUUAUGACAUUCCAGCAACAAAUUUUACGAGUCAAGGACAAGGAUUACUUCCCCAUCAUCGUGGUCGGUAAUAAAUGCGAUCUAGAGAAGGAGCGAGCCGUCACAGUAGAAGAGGGUGAAGCUCUAGCAAGACAGUUUGGCUGCAAAUUUAUUGAAACAUCCGCGAAGUCUCGUAUCAACGUCGAAAACGCAUUUUACGACCUCGUCCGUGAGAUUCGUCGGUACAACAAAGAAAUGUCGUCGUACCCGUCAGGCUCGGGAGCCUUCGGCAAUCGCGCCCCAGAGGGCAAAAUGGACGUGAGCGAGCCAGGCGACAGCGCUGGUUGCUGCGGAAAGUGUAUUAUAAUGUAAUUGGGUAGGCGCUGGAGUUGAAAAGGAUACAAACACCACGAGUCAAGAUACGGAAGGGAGCAAAACAUAUAAUAAAAAUUCGACUGGAAAACGAGAUAUUGGCGACAGGAAUAGCGCCACGGCCUCGGAGCUAAUUGUGGCUUGUCGACGCUUUUUGGAUUGUGAAAUUUAUACCACACGAGACUCGCUAUCGGAUGUGAUGCCUGCUCCAUGAUGCCGUCAUCAUCUCCAUGAACGUUCGAUUCCCC
This is a messenger RNA of Aspergillus pseudonomiae, 1248 nucleotides long. RefSeq names its product Ras family protein. Bases 359 to 1000 code for a protein of 213 amino acids. Gene Ontology annotation, biological process: signal transduction. Gene Ontology annotation, molecular function: GDP binding; GTP binding; GTPase activity. Lineage: Eukaryota; Fungi; Ascomycota; Eurotiomycetes; Eurotiales; Aspergillaceae. The record is from RefSeq and is a predicted model, not a curated record. The transcript has 4 exons. Gene Ontology annotation, cellular component: plasma membrane.